AUGGCUUGGAGAAACGCUUGUGAGGAACUGACGCAAUCGAAGCCUCUGUUCAUCACGAUCUACACUGUUGUUAUUAUCGGUAUCGUUGUUUCGUCUUUCUACGUUUUUUCUGCUAUUUAUUCCAGUGACACUCCUGCUGCUCAUUCUUCUGCAUGGCUGGCUUCUUCAAUCUCUCCUGAGAAUCCCCGCCUUAUAGAUCAAACACUCAAUAUUUCUCAGUCAGAAAAGGUGCAUGCUGUGUCCAAUAAACAGAAUGUGUGGCCAAGUUCUGUUUGGGAAGUUCCACCCUCAAAUAAAAAAAUGCCACCUUUGAAGGAUUUUCGACUGACCAAAGAACUGGUUCAGCAGCGGGUGAAAGAUAACGUUGUAAUAGUGACCUUUGGUAACUAUGCAUUCAUGGAUUUUAUUCUGACUUGGGUCAAGAAAUUGACUGAUCUAGGAGUUUCUAAUCUUCUUGUUGGUGCAAUGGACACCAAGUUAUUGGAGGUGCUGUAUUGGAAAGGAGUACCAGUUUUCGACAUGGGCAGCCAUAUGAGCAGUGUAGAUGUUGGCUGGGGUACUCCAGCAUUUCAUAAAAUGGGGAGAGAAAAAGUUUUUCUGAUAGACUCAAUUCUGCCUUUUGGUUUUGAAGUACUGAUGUGUGAUACUGACACAGUUUGGUUAAAGAAUCCACUUCCAUAUCUUGCUCGUUAUCCAGGAGCAGAUAUUUUAACUUCAAGUGAUCAAGUUAUACCAACAGUAGUUGAUGACAAUUUAGAAAUUUGGCAAGAAGUUAGUGGUGCAUACAACAUUGGAAUUUUCCAUUGGAGACCUACAGAGUCUGCCAAGAAUUUGGCUAAGCAGUGGAAAGAAAUGCUUAUAGCUGACGACAAGAUAUGGGAUCAGAAUGGGUUUAAUGAAAUUCUUCAGAGUCGGCUAGGACCAUCCGUUGAUGAUGGUAGUGGACUUGUUUUUGCUUUUGAUGGGAAACUGAAGCUGGGAAUUUUGCCUGCUAGUAUCUUCUGUAGUGGACAUACAUAUUUUGUACAGGCUAUGUACCAGCAACUUAGGUUGGAGCCAUAUGCAGUACACACAACAUUUCAAUAUGGAGGCACUGAAGGAAAGCGCCACCGAUUACGAGAAGCCAUGCUCUUCUUUGAUACACCAGAAUACUAUAAUCCUCCUGGGGGAUUCUUAUCAUUUAAGCCAUCUAUUCCAAAACGCUUGUUGCUAAGUGGGGAGCACAAUGUCGAAUCACAUUUUACUCUAAUAAAUCACCAAAUGAAGCAAAUAAGGACCGCCCUUGCAAUUGCUUCCCUUCUCAACAGAACACUGGUCAUGCCGCCACUAUGGUGCAGGCUGGAUAAGCUAUGGUAUCCCCAUCCUGGUGUUUUGGAGGGGUCUAUGACUAGACAACCAUUUCUUUGUCCUUUGGACCAUGUAUUUGAGGUGAAUGUCAUGUUGAAAAAACUCCCCAAAGAAGACUUUGGCCCUGGAAUAGAUUUUAGAGAGUAUUCAAUAUUUGAUAACCCCUCUCUGCCGUCAGAGGUGAAAAAGUCAUGGCUUGAUGUUCAGCUCUGUAAAGAAGGAACUCAAGAUUGUGAUGGAUCAUAUAAUACCACUGCUGGAGGAGUACUUAAAUUUCCAAAACAUAGCAGUGAAGAAAUGUUUAUGAAAGUAUUCUCAUCAUUCAAAGAUGUAAAAGUCAUUAAGUUGUCUUCAGUGCAAGACGCUUUCACUGGUUUCACUAAUAAGGAAAGGGAAGAAAGAUUCAGAAGACGCGUUAAACAGUAUGUCGGCAUAUGGUGCUGUGGUUUGGAUAAACCUAUUGGCCACAUAUAUUAUGAUAUGUACUGGGAUGAGAAACCUGGAUGGAAAGCAAUUCCUCCGCAAUCUCCCGAGGAAGAUCACCCACCCUUGUGA
Vicia faba (fava bean) is the source of this 1902-nucleotide messenger RNA. NCBI's taxonomy places the organism in Eukaryota, Viridiplantae, Streptophyta, Magnoliopsida, Fabales, Fabaceae. The record is from the annotation of a GenBank genome assembly.